UACGUCUCUUUCAUAGGGCGAGUUGGUGACUAACCGGCAUUUCUAUUCGCGCCGCGGUGAAACGCGGAGUAGUCUAUUUGCGUUAAUUUAUUUAUUUAUUUGUGUUUAAGAAACCGUUAAAAUGUUGUGUCUGUGCCUAUACGUGCCUGUUCCGAACUCUGAUCAAACCGAGUUCGAAUAUUUCGAGUCAAACGGACUACCAUCUGAGUUAAAAUCUCUCUUCAAAUUGAGCUUAUUUCUUCCCUCUCAAGAAUUUUCAACAUAUCGAAAGUGGCGGAAGAAAGACGAGGACCUUCAUGGGCAGCUGGACUUUGAAGAGCUCGUCCACUACCUGCGUACGCACGAAAAGAAACUGCGACUCGUCUUCAAGAGCCAGGAUGAGAAAGACAGCGGGCGAGUGGAUACCCAGGAGAUCAUGCAGUCAUUGCGGGACCUUGGGGUGCACAUUUCAGAGAAGCAGGCGCAGAGGAUUUUGAAAAGCAUGGAGAAGAACGGAACGAUGACGAUCGACUGGAACGAAUGGAGAGAUUACCAGAUGUUGCACCCUGCAGACAACAUUCCAGAGAUCAUCUUGUACUGGAAGCACUCCACAAUAUUUGACGUUGGUGAGAAUUUGAUGGUUCCCGAUGAGUUCACUGCACAAGAAAAGAUGAUGGGCAUGUGGUGGCGACACCUGGUGGCGGGAGGGGGAGCUGGAGCGGUGUCUCGGACCUGCACGGCGCCACUUGACCGACUCAAAGUGCUGAUGCAGGUUCAUGGGUCUCGUGGUGGCAAAAUGAGCAUCAUGGGAGGAUUGGCCCAGAUGAUUCAAGAGGGUGGGAUGAAGGCUCUGUGGCGAGGAAAUGGCAUCAACAUCCUUAAAAUUGCACCAGAGUCUGCCAUCAAGUUCAUGGCCUAUGAACAGAUCAAACGGUUGAUUGGCAGCAAACCUGAGACACUGGGGAUAGCGGAUAGGUUUCUGGCUGGCUCUCUGGCAGGAGUCAUUGCACAAAGCAGCAUCUACCCAAUGGAGGUCCUGAAGACCCGUCUGGCCUUGAGAAAGACCGGCCAGUACUCUGGCAUUGCCGACUGUGCCAAGCGGAUCUUUCAGAAGGAGGGGCUGGGUGCUUUCUACAAGGGCUACGUUCCCAACAUGCUGGGCAUCAUCCCCUACGCUGGCAUCGACCUGGCUGUGUACGAGACACUGAAGAACUCGUGGCUGCAGAACUACGCCGCUGACAGUGCAGAUCCUGGCGUGCUCAUCCUGCUGGCCUGUGGCACCAUCUCCAGCACCUGCGGUCAGCUCGCCUCCUACCCUCUGGCUCUGGUGCGGACCCGAAUGCAGGCUCAAGCUACUGUAGGCGGAGGGCCCCAGAUGACCAUGUCUGGACUUUUCAAGCACAUCAUCAGGACGGAAGGGGCCUUGGGGCUCUACAGGGGCCUGGCCCCAAAUUUCAUGAAGGUCAUUCCUGCUGUCAGCAUCAGCUAUGUGGUGUAUGAGAACGUGAAGAAGACGCUUGGUGUUCGGUCCUGAUGACAGUUUGCACAGCAGCUGGAAGCUUUAACUGGACUGGGGGCCGGGGGGGACUAUGGUCGGGCCCAAGGGGGCCCAUGGCAAGGGGUGAGGAAUCUCUGGUGCUGUUGGACCUGAGGUUUGCACAACUGUCUCAUUCUAUGAAUGUCCACAGGUGAAGUGUAACACUAAUGCAUUUAAAUGCUGCUAAUUGUCUGUUGACCCUGUGAACUGUGACAAAGGGUAUAAGCUUAUUUUAUAGUAAUGAUAGUAAUUAUUGUCAUUAUUUAUUUGAUUUGUUUUAAUAAUCUUGAGGAAACUGUGAGAUGAGCUGUGGUUGUCUUGCAGUAACUGCUAGCUUUACAGGGUUCCUGCUGACCUCUGACUAGAUGGGCAGCCAGUCCUGCCCUAAUUUGGGACCAAUAACCUGUAUUUUGUCACUUGUGCUUGUGUGACCUGUAUAUUCUUGCCCUUGUUAGCUGUCAUCAGCUCAACAAGUAAAGGGACUUCCCUCAAUGUUUCAUGGCAGUAUAGUGGUAUCUGCCAAUUUGUCUGCCUCUGAAGAAAACCCCAAGCCAACCGCAAAGCAAAGUGUUCUGUUUGUAGUGUCUGUAAAUCCAGUAAGCAGUUCCUUUUUCUUUGUUCCCUUUUUAGCACUUGCAUUCUGAUUUCAGUGGCUAUAUGAGAUUUUUUAAAUUUUAUUUAGGCUUUCCCAAUGCAAUAAUUGGAACGGGGGUUUUCUUUUGUUUUUUUUUUAACAGUCAGAAAACCGAACAAUGUAGGGCAAGCAGAAGGAAUGAAUGAAGUUGGAUAGUGCUGCUAAUUUUGGUUAAAUACAUGAUGCACAUGGGAGUGUCUUAUCUUCCAAGUGGUUUUGUAGAACAAAUGGAGAAAGGCGUUGACGUCUUCUCUCAGGAGAUGCAUGUAAAAUGAGUGUGUUAAAGUUCUAUUUUGGAGUACAGCUGCUCCUAUUGAAUUAGUUUAAAUAGCUUAAUUUCUCUGUGAAAGUCACAAGAAUAUGCUUGAGUGAGCGGGACUAUGGUCCAUUAAAUACCUAAGUUUUGAACGUUUCACCCCCAUAUUUCAUUCUUUACCUCCUACAAGGUGCACGUCAUUACAUUUGGUCACUCCCCCACUCCAGAUUAUUUUCACUGCAUUGAGGAAGGUACACCACAAUGCCUUACCACUGUAAUUUAAAUGGUUAAGAUGUGUAGACUAACACUUGAGCACUUUAUCUGCUUUAACCACACAAUUGUUUGCGCAAAAAAUGGAAUAAAGCAGACCUAAUCACAUGAGCGAAUUCAGUUGCGUAAUUGGGAACUUAAAUGUAUUUAUGUAUUAAUGUUGUUAUUGGAGGGAGUGGCUGGGGAGCGCAGUGUUCUGACUUAAUUUGGAGAAAUACUGCCUUUUUGUUCUGUGCUAUGUGGGAUUCCACAUUCUCAAGUUGUCCUGUCAUUUGAAAACCAAGCUGUUGCCUUACCAAAUACUAGAUGUCAGGCCAUGUAGUUUGUAGACUAUUUUAAAAAGAGUUUUGCACAAGAGCUAACCCAGUAUGGAGACUUAACAUGACUUUAAUUUACACUUUACCGUUUCAUGUUGUCUGGGAGCCUCUGAACUCAUGUAACAUUGAAAUGCACAAUAUAGUCUUAGUUGCAAAGAAUAGUGCUACGAUAAAUGUGUUUUGGUAGCAACCUAGUCUUCAGCAUCAUUUAUUGUGUCCAAAUGUUUUUUUUUUUAUGGAAAAAUAUUGAGCAUUUAAAAAGGUACCAUGCUUUUGUGGAAUGUCUUUUGUUGAAUAUGAAUGACUAAACGAACGAAUGUAUUUAUAUGAACAUGGGAGCAAUAAAAUAUUUUUUUAAA
Conger conger (European conger) is the source of this 3352-nucleotide messenger RNA. It is a transcript of the gene slc25a25a, whose product is annotated as solute carrier family 25 member 25a. Gene Ontology annotation, molecular function: ATP transmembrane transporter activity; calcium ion binding. Gene Ontology annotation, biological process: transmembrane transport. The transcript is spliced from 10 exons. The record is from RefSeq and is a predicted model, not a curated record. Bases 122 to 1513 code for a protein of 463 amino acids. Gene Ontology annotation, cellular component: mitochondrial inner membrane. Lineage: Eukaryota; Metazoa; Chordata; Actinopteri; Anguilliformes; Congridae.